AGCGGACUAGGAGCCUGGCGAAGCUGAGCCGGGGAUGGGGAUGUGGCCGGUCGGCAAUGGGGCCCGCGUGGAGGCCCCCAGCAGGUCUGGAUCUUCCUGGACCAGGAGAUUUAUGGCAUGAAGCACCCAAGCCGAUACGGACAGGGUGAUUUGUUUUUUGGCUUGUGAGACAGUAACUUAACCAAAAAAUGAUUGGAAAACUCAAGCAAAAUUUGUUGCUGGCAUGUUUGGUCAUCAGCUCAGUGACUGUCUUCUAUUUGGGGCAACAUGCGAUGGAAUGCCAUCAUCGUAUCGAGGAACGAAGCCAGCCGGCUCAGCUGGAGCAUUUGAGGGCCACGUCCCAAUCUGGCCUUACUUCGAAAGAAAACGCUACCUUUGCUUAUCACAAAGACAUGCCUUUAAUAUUUAUUGGUGGGGUGCCCCGAAGCGGCACCACCUUGAUGCGGGCGAUGCUGGACGCCCAUCCGGACAUCCGCUGUGGAGAAGAAACCAGGGUGAUCCCUCGGAUCCUGGCAGUCAAACAGAUGUGGGCUCGGUCGAGCAAGGAGAAGAUCCGGCUUGAUGAAGCAGGUGUCACGGAUGAGGUUUUAGACUCGGCCAUGCAGGCCUUCUUGCUGGAAAUUAUUGUAAAGCACGGGGAGCCGGCUCCUUACCUGUGUAACAAAGAUCCUUUUGCUCUCAAGUCCUUAACUUAUCUCGCUCGAAUUUUCCCCAAUGCCAAAUUCAUUUUGAUGAUACGAGACGGCCGAGCUUCCGUCCACUCCAUGAUCUCUAGGAAGGUCACCAUUGCUGGGUUUGACCUCAACAGUUACAGAGACUGCUUGACUAAGUGGAAUCGGGCUAUCGAGACCAUGUACAACCAGUGUGUGGAGGCUGGAUUGGACCGCUGCAUGAUGGUUUAUUAUGAACAGCUUGUCUUGCACCCAGAGCGGUGGAUGAGAACUCUGUUGAAGUUCCUCCACAUCCCAUGGAAUUCAGCUGUUUUGCAUCAUGAAGAGAUGAUCGGGAAAGCUGGUGGUGUGUCUCUUUCCAAAGUUGAAAGAUCCACAGACCAAGUCAUCAAGCCGGUCAACGUGGAAGCCUUGUCGAAGUGGGUGGGGAAGAUCCCAUCUGAUGUUCUUCAGGACAUGCCUGUCAUUGCACCAAUGCUAGGAAAACUCGGCUACGAUCCCUAUGCCAACCCACCCAAUUAUGGGAAACCAGAUCAGAAAGUUCUUGAAAACACCAGAAGGGUUUAUAAAGGAGAAUUCCAACUUCCUGACUUCCUUAAAGAAAUGCCACAGCCCAAGAGGAGAGUAGAAAGGAGGUCCCGUGUCAAGAUAAAAUGGAGGAGCUCCUCAAAGUGAUGCUGUGAAAUAGAAGAGAUGGUGAGAAUUUACAUACACAUAUGGAUUCUUGGCUGCUUUAUUGAAGCAAAGAGCUGUAGUGAGAUCUGUGAAGAACAUGGUGGGCUUCUUGCAUCACCCGGAAUACUUUCCUGUUCCAUACUGUGGUCUUCUUUAAAAAAAAAAAACUUUUUGUUGAGCACUUGUAAAUCCCUGCUGCUCAGUCCUUGCACCACUUCCUCCAGAGAAGCCACAUUGAUCCCUGGAGAUAUUUUGACUGAUUGCUUCCAGGACCCAGGAAGGAACAACGAUCCAGUAACAAAUUCCUCCUGAACAAACCCCAUCGAAGCAAGCAAGGGAACCUGAUGUGGCACAGCUCCUAUGCUUCUCGCCCAGGAGAUGUUGCUGGAGGAUUAUGCUCAAAGUACAUUUCUUCAUAACCUGAAGUUGGAAAUCCAGCACAGUUUUCCCCCUCAAACUCACCACUGUUUUUUUUUUUAAACAACAGAACAGAUAAUAUUCUGGCUGUGCUAGGGAUAACUGUUCUGCCCCUCUUUCCUGUUGUUAAAUUUUCAACACUGAUUUGAGAUUUCAAAUGUACAAAUUUUCACAAAGGUUUAUCUGCUCCUGCUGCAAGAUAUUUGACCCUUACCCACAGAUCCGAACAUGUAGUUACAUUGCUUGCGUGUGAGGUUAUCUGGGUGCACCCUUGCCAAGCCCAUGCUUAGCAGUUAUCACCAGAUGAAGGAAGAAGGGAAGCCUGGUCUGUUUUUUAAUGGAUGUUUUGCUUCUCCUUGGCUUCUUUAUGGCAGCGUUGUUUUGAGAAGCAUUCGUCCUCUAUUCAUCCUACUAUUGUGCUUUCCACCACUUUGAUUUGGUAUGAUCUUUUGGGAGAGAGAGCUUGUGGAAAGGAAGAUGAAAGCUUGUCCAGGUUACGGGUACCAUUUUCCUCAUCUUGGUCUCUGUCAUCGCUAUUUCCCUGCCACACUAGAGGGCCUUUUUUAAAAAAAAUUGAAAAUUAAUUAGAUUACUACAGCACUGUAACCAUCUAUUACAUCAAUGUACUAGUUUCAAUCUUCCUCUUUUGUUAAAAAAAGCAAGUCCCUAGCCCCUUUCAUUCCGGAGGCAUAAGGGGAAAGGUACAAGUGAAACAUUUUACGUUAUAUCUCCGCAAUUGAAUGUGCUAGGGACUUAAAAAAAGAAGAAGUUGGGAACUAGUACACUGCUAUAACAUUCUAAUGAUCUAUUGCAACAAUCCAGCUAUUUCCAAUUUUUUUAAAAGGCCAAAAAAGCCCUCUGCUGCCAGAGAGGAAAAUAGCAGCCGUAGAAGGCUUAGGCAAGGAAAGUGUGGGGAAAACCUCCAUGUGGAUGCUCCAUUGCCACUGCCAGUGCAGCAGCAUCAAGAGCUGUGCAGAGAAUCCUCGCCAGGUGGAAGCAGCCGUGGAUUCCACCAGUAGUAGAUAUUAGCAGCAGUGAUUGUGCAUUGGACAAGUGAGGGGAUGCAGGUAUGGACUGGAUCCAGCAAAGACCUGUAGUGGUAUAGCACUGAGUGCUUGGGUCUUGCAUUUUGCAGCAUCUUUUCUCAUUCAUGGCUCAUUCAGCAGAUUAACAUGUUUAUUGUUUUUCCUAACUGGAGUGAUUUUUUGAAAAUGUUACGGAGCAGGAUAUUUGUGCCUGUUCUCCUCCCCCGCCUUUUAUUGAUGUGUGAAAAUGUCCUGGCUCUUAAUUAUUUAAAGAUAAAAGAGGAAUGAUUUUUGAGAUGAUGAGAAAUGACUUGUUAUGUUUACAAUCUGACAACCUUUUGUAUUUUAUUUUUCAAAAUAAAGGCUUUAAAUGUGAA
Eublepharis macularius is the source of this 3165-nucleotide messenger RNA. RefSeq names its product tyrosylprotein sulfotransferase 1 (gene TPST1). Gene Ontology annotation, molecular function: protein-tyrosine sulfotransferase activity. Lineage: Eukaryota; Metazoa; Chordata; Lepidosauria; Squamata; Eublepharidae. Gene Ontology annotation, cellular component: Golgi apparatus. Gene Ontology annotation, biological process: peptidyl-tyrosine sulfation. The transcript is spliced from 7 exons. The coding region runs from base 189 to 1346 and encodes 385 amino acids. The record is from RefSeq and is a predicted model, not a curated record.